AUGCUUCUCCGAUCUCAAUACCCAGACAUUGAGUGCCCGACAGACUUGACCGUAUGGGAGUGGGCCUUUGAAGACAAGAGAUACUCCCCCUUAUUCAAGAACCCGCCUGGCGAAAUCGCAGGAUUCACAGACGCCGUAACGGGCGAGCGUCUAGACUUUGGACAGGUGAAAGAGCAUGCAACGUACACAUCGUCAGCUCUGGUCCACGAGCUGGGCAUGAAGGUGGGAGAUACUGUCUCACUCUUCGGACAUAACCGAAUAUGGUAUCCGGUAACUAUGUUUGCUGUGUUAAGAGUUGGUGGCAGGAUUAACGGUGCAUCCCCAUCUUACACUAUUGGCGAAAUGGUGAAUGCUCUCAAAACAGCUGGGACCAAGUAUAUAAUGACCGUGACGAGCUCCAUCAAGAUGGCGAGCGCAGCUGCUAAGGAAGUUGGUAUCCCUUCUGAGAGAAUACUGUUAAUGGAUGGGGACCUCGAGGGUUACACGUCGAUUCAACAGCUCUCAGUAAUUGGAAGGAAUUACGGUCUUGAUAGACAAGUCCCAUACUACUCGAUCCCGGCCGGUCAGACAAAUGACGUCUGUGGCUAUCUGAAUUUCAGCAGUGGGACAACUGGGCUUCCAAAAGCUGUCAUGCUUUCUCACAAGAACAUCAUCGCCCAAUGCCUUCAGCUCGCAGAUGUUGCAGGCCCCAAGAAGAAGCGUUUCCUCGCUUGCUUACCACUAUUUCACAGUGCGAUGCCAUUUAUGCCAACGUAUCCCGAUACAGCUAACAGUGGGGUAGUCAGCGGUCUUGUGAGAUUCCUCCACUGGCCAAUUGCUAGUAACGACGAGUGCGUAAUGCUGCCGCAAUUCACCAUGGAGAACGUACUCGAGGCCAUCGUGAAAUAUCGGAUAACUGAUUUAACUCUGGUACCUGCCAUUGUAAUCAGGCUCAUCAACGAUCCCAUCGUCGACAAAUACGACCUGACAAGUGUAAAGGUAAUUGCCUGCGGCGCCGCUCCCGUGGGGACUGAGGUUAUUCAACGACUUCACGACAAGAUGCCAUGGACUGGAUUUAGACAGAGCUAUGGGAUGACGGAAUCGUGCUGCUGCUUAAGCACUCAUCCACCCGAGUUUUACGACUACAAAUAUGGCAACAAUGCUGGAAAGUUGUUGGCUUCUACUGUCGUGAAAAUCGUUGAUGUGGACACGGGUAAAGAGCUUGGACCAAAUGAGACGGGAGAGAUCCUCGCCAAGGGCCCGCAAAUCGCCAUGGGCUAUCUGAAUAACGCCAAGGAAACGGCCGAGACAUUCGGUGCCGAUGGAUUUCUGCGUACAGGGGAUAUUGGAAAGAUUGACAGCCAAGGGUUUAUUCACAUCAUCGACCGAAUAAAGGAGAUGAUCAAAGUCAAAGGCCAACAAGUCGCUCCAGCUGAUUUGGAGCAAGUCCUUCUAGGCCAUCCAUACGUGGCAGACUGUGCCAUCUUUGGGAUACCUGACGCUUACAGCAGCGAGAUGCCAAAGGCCUUCAUCGUUUUAAAGAGCCAUGUCGCGCCGAAUGCUGCGGUCGGGCAUGAACUUAUGCAGUAUGUUAAGGAGAGACGUGUGCGGUAUAAAUGGGUUAAGGAGGUUGAGUUUGUGUCUGAGAUCCCGAAAGGUCCGAGUGCUCUCUUGGAUCAACUUUUGACAAACACGACGAUGUCAUAUAUCGGAGAGGCGGCUUAUAUUACGGGCGGUGCCAGCGGAAUCGCCAAAUUUCUCGCUGCAACGCUCGUUACCGAUCGUAAUCUUGAAGGCGCCGAGGAAGCCUGCGAAGAGUUCAAUAAAGGAGCUCAAGUAGCGUGGGCUGUUCAGGCCGAUGUUGGUGACUGGGAGUCUCAGAAGCAAGCCUUUGAGGUCGCUGUGGAGAAGCUUGGCAGGGUGGAUUAUGUUUUCCCCAUUGCAGGGAUAACAGAACGACCCUGGAACGCGAAGCAACCGAGUGGGUCUGGGUUUGUUAAGCCAAAUCUGUUUGUCUUGGACGUAAAUGCUACUGGGGCUCUGUAUACUUGCUCUCUUGCAAUUCAACAGUUCAGAACCCAGGAGCCUGGAAAGUACGGCUUCCGUGGAAAGAUUGUUGUUGUAUCCUCAGCUUGCGGUUUCUACUGCAUUCCCAGCUUACCUAUCUACACUGCGGCGAAACAUGCGAUGGUGGGAUUUGUACGGACACAUGGAAAGCUCCUACCAGAAGAAGCUAUCACGCUUAACGCAAUUUGUCCUACGAUUGUCAAAACUGGCAUUUCAACUGGCGACUUUUAUGACAAAGCCGACGCGAAGGGCCUCCUGAUUACAGUUGAAAGUUUGGUGAAGGCCUUUGAGAAUUUGCUGGGAGACUGUGAAACAUCUGGUGAAGCUAUUGAGAUUUUACCAGGUGAUGACGGGUCUAUGAUAAAGGAGCGGCCGGAGUACAGUAACGAGAAGUGCAAAGUAGAGGUUGGUUCCAUCCUAUGA
Fusarium oxysporum Fo47 is the source of this 2469-nucleotide messenger RNA. RefSeq lists its product as uncharacterized. Gene Ontology annotation, molecular function: oxidoreductase activity; CoA-ligase activity. Lineage: Eukaryota; Fungi; Ascomycota; Sordariomycetes; Hypocreales; Nectriaceae. Bases 1 to 2469 code for a protein of 822 amino acids. The transcript is spliced from 10 exons. The record is from RefSeq and is a predicted model, not a curated record.